Molecule: messenger RNA, 1020 nt
Organism: Postia placenta MAD-698-R-SB12
Lineage: Eukaryota; Fungi; Basidiomycota; Agaricomycetes; Polyporales; Adustoporiaceae
Exons: 1
Coding region: 1-1020 (339 amino acids)
Source: RefSeq, a predicted model, not a curated record
AUGCCACUCCACUUCUACAGCCCGCAGACUCCUAUAACUGACGGAAACACCGUCACCUACGACAUGGGGCUUUUUCAAUUCCCAAGUUUCGACCCCCAACCUCUUCCUUUAAGGCACCUCGUCGGGGUUCAGCAGUCAAUGCGUGCAGACGAGACUCACGAAAGCGGCUAUGACCUCUAUUCAAUGCAGGCCUUGGGGCCAGUUCCGCAGAACAUAGCCAUACAUGAGACGUGUUUGCCGCUGGAAUAUCAUCAUCCAGGGUCUCACAAUUUUAUUCAAUAUCUUCCACACCCGCCGCAGAACGGCACGAUACAUCAAGCAGAUGCAUCCUAUGGCACAUGGAUUCUCAGCCAUCAGAGGCCAGAGGGCUACAUAAGCAUCCCACCGGCCCCAGAGGUGGCUGCUCACGCUGCAAUACCUUUCGCCAUGGAUCCUUUUGCCCACAUUGACCCAUAUAUUCUCGACCAGAUCGCUAUGGGAUCUGGAACAAGCGAUAUUGACGGGCCGCGCUACACACCUUCUGGUGUGUCAAGCGCAUCGACCCCUGACCUACAGGAUGUAGGGCAGGAAAUCGACAACACUCUACACAUCAACAGCGCCAGCAGAAGUAACAACGUUACAGAAUCACUGGCCUAUGCUUGCGCACUUCCAACAGCCGAGACCUCCGGCGCUCCCGCCUACAAGUUUAGACGGCGACGCUCAUCUACAAAGGCCAACAGCAAGACGACAUCACGGCGUUCACGCGCACCAGCAGUCAUAGCCACCACUCCGGACGAGAAAACCAACGGGCCGAUCAAGUGCAAGGUCUGUGGAAAGAAAUUCUCACAUAGACAGAACCUGAACAGGCAUGUGCGCAUCACGCACCUGGGCGCUCGCAAAUGGGACUGCGUGAUAUGCAGCACCAAGAAUUCGAGACACGACGCACUGAAGCGUCAUCUAAACAACAUCCACAAUCUGUCGGAUCUGGAGGCGAAGCAUAUCGUCACAUUUGUCGGGGAGAAGAUCAAUGCUGCCGUGUGA